AUGACGGGCCGUUCGCGAGGCUUUGCUUUCCUCAACUUUGUCGAUCCGAAAGCGGUCAACACGGUCAUGGUUCGCGAGCACUAUCUCGAUGGCAAAGUUAUUGACCCGAAACGAGCCAUACCUCGACCUCAACGGGACCAGUCGGGCGGAUAUGCGCAGAACAACUACAAUAACAACAACUAUAACAACAACAACAACAACAACAACAACAACAACAACAACAACAACAACAACAACAACAACAACUAUUCUGGCGGUGGAGGGGGGGACUACUCCGCUGCAAACCAAAAGCUCUUUGUCGGUGGUCUACCUCCCACCGUCACGCCUGUCACGUUCCGAACCUUUUUCGAGCAGUUCGGAGCGCUCUCCGAAUGCACGUGUAUGAUGGAUCGCGAAACGGGCAAUCCGCGUGGAUUCGGGUUCCUAACCUACGCCGACGAAUCUUCCCUGCAUGCCGUACUCAACACCCGACCCAUCGUAUUCGAAGGAAAAGAGGUGGACGUCAAACGAGCGCAGUCGAAGAACGAUCCUCAGAGUCUGCAGAUUCGUCGACAGCAAAGAAACGACGACCCUUCCAUGGCAUACGGUAUGCAGCAGUUCGGCGGUGGCGGUGGAAGGUACAACAACUACAACAGCUCCAACGCUGCAGGUGCAUCCGGAAACAACUCAUGGCAGAUGAACCCGAUGAUGAUGGGAAUGGGCGGAGACAUGUCGCAGAUGUACCAGAAUUGGGGUGGUGGGAACGGCUGGAAUCCGCAGAUGGCUUGGCAGCAGAUGAUGGCCAGCAUGGCGGCUCAGAAUGGUGGUGCAGGCGGUGGGAUGGAUAUGAGUGCGAUGAUGGGAGAUAUGAUGGGAGGAGGGAUGGGUAUGAUGGGUGGGAUGGGGAGCAUGAGUCCGCCGUCGAACAUGAGUCCGAGUGUGAGUAGCGCCGUACCGACGGGACCUGCGAAGGGAGGAGAUGGUCAGGGUGAUCGAGCUGGAAGGUUCCAACGCGGAGGUAGUCAGAGUAGUGGAGUUGGUAGAGCUCCUCCGACUGGUCCGAGGGGUGAUCGGGAGAGGUCUCCUGGUGGCGGUGGGCACAGGAGAGAACGCAGUCCGGACCGCAGGGAUCAGAACAGGCGAUAUGAGGGACAGCGAAACAGGUAA
Molecule: messenger RNA, 1146 nt
Organism: Pseudozyma hubeiensis SY62
Lineage: Eukaryota; Fungi; Basidiomycota; Ustilaginomycetes; Ustilaginales; Ustilaginaceae
Product: heterogeneous nuclear ribonucleoprotein HRP1
Exons: 2
Coding region: 1-1146 (381 amino acids)
Molecular function (GO): RNA binding
Source: RefSeq, a predicted model, not a curated record